AUGAAUGAAGAAGAAAAAGAAGAGUUGGAAUUAAAUAGAAUUCAAGAAGAAGAGGAUGAAGAUCUAUUAGAGGUAGAUGACAUUAGAACCAAUUUAAAGGAUUUGAAGAUAGUUACAGAUGAUCAAGACAAGACUUCAGUAAUGGAGAGAAUCAAUAGAGGUGACUUUUUACAUAUUGCUGCUCCAAUGGUUAGAUUCUCUAAACUUCCUUUUAGAUUAUUAUGUAAAAAAUGGGGAUGUGAUUUAACCUUUUCACCAAUGUUAUUGGCAGAAUCAUUUAAUCGAUCCGAGUUUGCAAGAGACUCUGAUUUUACAACUAAUCAAUUUGACAACUCAUUAAUUGUACAAUUUGCAGCAAAUGAUGGAGAGGAGUUAUCGGCAGCUGUGGAAAAGGUUGCCAAUCAUUGUCAAGGUGUAGAUAUAAAUUGUGGAUGUCCACAGAAAUGGAUUAUUCGGGAGAAUAUGGGAGCUGGAUUAUUGACAACUCCAGAAAAGAUUGAAGAGAUGAUCAAGACUACUACACGUAGAAUCACAAAUAUUCCACUAUCGAUCAAGAUACGUAUACAAAAGGAUAUGAGUCAGACUAUUGAACUGGCCAAACGAGCCGAACGAGCUGGUGUCUCGUGGAUCACUGUACAUGGGAGAACAUCUUCACAACGGUCAUCACACCCUGUCGAUUACGAUGCCAUCAAGUUGGUCAAAGAGUCAAUAGGGAUUCCAGUGUUUGCCAAUGGCGACAUUUUCACACUUGACCAAGCCAAUGACAUUAGAGACAAAACAAAGGUGAAUGGUGUCAUGUCGGCACGUGGUAUACUAUGUAACCCGGCACUUUACAUGGGCUAUGAUACAACACCAAUCGAGUGUAUCAAGGAAUUCAUCGAUAUCAAUAGUCAGAUUGGUGGAUUAAAUACCGAUAUUUUCCAUCGUCAUCUCAUGUAUAUGCUCUAUUCAGUAAAUAGUAAAGCUGAAAAGAAAGAGUUCAACCUAUUAUCUACCACUCCUUCCAUUAUCGAUUUCAUCAAAGAUAAAUAUUAUUUAUAA
Molecule: messenger RNA, 1041 nt
Organism: Cavenderia fasciculata
Lineage: Eukaryota; Evosea; Eumycetozoa; Acytosteliales; Cavenderiaceae
Gene: dus4l
Product: tRNA-dihydrouridine synthase 4-like protein
Exons: 3
Coding region: 1-1041 (346 amino acids)
Biological process (GO): tRNA processing
Molecular function (GO): flavin adenine dinucleotide binding; tRNA dihydrouridine synthase activity
Source: RefSeq, a predicted model, not a curated record